Molecule: messenger RNA, 1891 nt
Organism: Rhipicephalus sanguineus (brown dog tick)
Lineage: Eukaryota; Metazoa; Arthropoda; Arachnida; Ixodida; Ixodidae
Product: thiopurine S-methyltransferase
Exons: 8
Coding region: 61-783 (240 amino acids)
Molecular function (GO): thiopurine S-methyltransferase activity
Source: RefSeq, a predicted model, not a curated record
CGUGCACUUUUUUAGGCCACCCGCUGCUCCAUAUUUUAGGUCAUCGCUGCUAGAAACACGAUGGAAUGUGCAACGCCACAAGAGCCGAAAGAAUAUUGGAGCCAUGUUUGGAAACAAGAACGACCCUUAUGGCAGCAGGAAGGAGUCACCAAGCUUUUGAGUGACAACAAAGAAGCUAUCUUCGCGGGAAAAACAGGAGCUCGUGUGUUCAUACCACUAUGCGGAAAAGCACAUGAACUGAAAUGGUUUUACGACCUGGGACACAGCGUGAUCGGCGUGGAAUUCGUGGAGGAAUGUGUGCGAAGCUACUUCACUGAGAGCGGUCUGGAGAUGGAAGAGGCAACCUGUCCCAUCAUUAAGCGCAAAAUACUCAGGACGCCAGACCAUCGACUACAAGUGUUCAUCUGCAACAUCUUUGAAUAUAAAAGAGAGUGCGCUGGACCUGUGGACAUUGUUUGGGAUAGGUCUGGAUUUAAUGUCCUCCCAGCCGAGGACCGUGCCAGAUACGCAGCGGUGAUCAAGGAUCUACUAGCUCCAGACUUCUCUUAUGGAAUGUGGACGGUCGUAUAUGAUGCGCGGACAGUUCCUCUUCAGCUGGCACCACGGAGCGCCGGGGAGGCUGCCCUCCGUGAACAUUUCGGAGAUGUGGCCCCCAGGAUUGCGCUGGUGGAUUGCUAUGUUCAAGAGAAGGCGUGUUUCGUGAAGGGUGAAGGACCGUUCACUUUCUGUCUGUGGCACAUGACCCCCAGCCGCAGUGGAGACUUGGCAGCUAUGCGCUCCUAAUUGUGUCACUUCGACUACUGUGUUUAGCUCAGAAGCGACGCACAGUCAGCGGAAUGAAACAUGUGGUGAUGGUUAUAGUCAUUUAAACUCUCUUGGGCACAAACUGCAGCUAGGUAUGUAUUGAAAAUAUUUGUUACCAAGCAACACCUUCGAUAGAAUUUGGAAACGGACGAGUUGGACGCAGCAUGGACGGCAUAACAUGUCGCUCUAAUAACAGGUUGGCAGGACAGGUACAGCAAUUGAAUAACCGUUUGAAGAUAAGUGUCAUAUAAAUGCGGCGGUUUUUCAGAGUGAUCAGCGAAUUACGGGGACCAUUACGGGGACCAUAGACUUGCCGAGCGCACUGCUCUAAUCCAGCAGGUGGUGUGUCUCACUCAGCCAGGCUAGGCGCCCACCUGAAAAUUUGUAGUGUUAAGUGCGCCAACUAGAAAGAUGCCGCAAGCAUUAUUAUGGUAUAUGCAUAGCGCCCGCCUAAUAAAAGGUUAGUUGACUCUUAAAGUGAAACCUUUCAGUGCUCAGCUCUUAGGCGCCUGUUCCGGUGUUGAGCGGCGUCGCCGUUGGCGUAUUCGUCGGCCUAACCGAUGGAACGAACGAGGACUGAAGAGAGCGAAUGCGGAGUGUGUUGAUAUUACGAGCCUCUGGCCUACAACCUCGCUUUUAUCCUCCGUCACGCGCGCUGUACACUAGGUCGGAGCUCGUGCGCAUGCUGCGCUGGCACGUGCACUGCGGCUGGCUUUGCUUGUCGCGACGGAGCUUUCGGAGUUUCGCUGGGUUCCCGACGCCUGCAAUGCAAAGAGGGGUACGCGUAACACUCGAGCGCUAGCAGUUUCUGUGGCAAUAUGUAACGAAUGUUACAUUGCUACAACUGCGGAUAGCCCAAACUUCAAACACAGUUGGCGUUGCCCCAACACAAAGCUGCACUCAGAAUUCGCGUCAGCCACUAUCGUAAUCAUGGGUGAAAUUUGUUGCUGGUCAAGCUCAGCCCGACUCGCUAUUAAAACGUCUGAGUGGUCGAAAAUUAUAUCGAAAUGAAAUAUUGAAAAGCGUCGGAUCCAUGAUUACGCCCCUGUUAAAAGUUUACUUUAGUAAAGAAGUCAAAUAAAUUUGG